Molecule: messenger RNA, 1719 nt
Organism: Erythranthe guttata (spotted monkey flower)
Lineage: Eukaryota; Viridiplantae; Streptophyta; Magnoliopsida; Lamiales; Phrymaceae
Product: sugar transport protein 7
Biological process (GO): monosaccharide transmembrane transport
Cellular component (GO): membrane
Molecular function (GO): monosaccharide transmembrane transporter activity
Source: RefSeq, a predicted model, not a curated record
AGAGAGAGAGAGAGAGAGAGAGAGAGAGAGAGAGAGAGGUGAAGAUGGAAGCUAGAGAAAGAACCGAGCUUUACCAAGGGAAGGUAACUCCUUACGUUGUAAUAACAUGCAUAGUUGGUGCUAUCGGAGGAUCACUCUUCGGUUACGAUGUCGGAAUAUCAGGAGGAGUUACAUCAAUGGACGAAUUCCUCCGAAAGUUCUUCGACACGGUGUACAUAAACAAGAACCGAGCGGAAGAAAACAACUACUGCAAGUACAACAAUCAAGGCCUAUCUGCAUUCACCUCAUUGUUGUAUCUAUCCGGUUUAGCUUCUUCUCUUGUGGCGUCCACCAUAACAAAGAAUAGUGGCCGUCGAACGAGCAUUAUCUGUGGUGGGGUCAGCUUCUUGAUCGGAGCAGCUCUCACCGCCUUAUCUAUCAACCUUACUAUGCUUCUAUUCGGCCGUAUCAUGCUUGGCGUCGGAAUCGGCUUCGGAAAUCAGGCAGUUCCGUUGUACCUUUCAGAAAUGGCGCCAACACAUAUGAGAGGAGGACUCAACAUGCUGUUUCAAUUAUUUACGACGACCGGAAUCUUGACAGCGAAUCUCGUCAACUUCGGAACUAAUAAGAUCCAUCCAUGGGGUUGGAGGCUCUCUCUUGGCCUAGCUGCAGUCCCGGCUUUCUUGAUGACUAUCGGAGGCAUAUUUCUUCCGGACACGCCGAACAGCUUAAUCGAACGAGGGUUCGAAAGUAAAGGCCGAAAAGUGUUGGAGAAGAUCAGAGGGACUCGGAAUGUGGAUGCAGAGUUUGAAGACAUAGUCGAGGCGAGUAGCGCGGAAAAUGCGAGCCAUAGUCCUUUUCAAGAGAUUCUUACGAGGAAGAGGAACCGGCCAUUGUUGGUUAUUGCGGUUUUGAUGCCCCUUUUUCAGAUUAUGACGGGGAUUAAUUCGAUACUUUUUUACGCUCCCGUGCUUUUCCAGAGUAUGGGGUUCGGGGGGAAUGCUUCGCUGUACUCGUCGGCUUUGACCGGAGCCGUGUUGGUUUUGUCCACGUUCUUUUCGAUGGGUGCCGUUGAUCGAUUGGGACGAAGGGUUUUGCUUAUUUCCGGAGGCGUCGUGAUGAUUGCAUGCCAGGUAACCACCGCAAUAAUUUUGGGGCUGAAAUUCGGAGACGACAAAGAGCUUUCAAAGGGCUACUCAAUCAUAGUAGUGGCAACAAUCUGCUUAUUCGUGGCGGCGUUCGGAUGGUCGUGGGGCCCACUCGGAUGGACGGUCCCGAGCGAGAUCUUCCCGCUCAAAUUCCGUUCGGCGGGGCAGAGCAUAACGGUGGCCGUUAACCUGCUCUUCACAUUCAUCAUUGCUCAGACCUUUCUGUCGAUGCUAUGCGCAUUCAAGUUCGGAAUAUUUCUAUUCUUCUCCGGCUGGAUCGCGAUCAUGACGGCGUUCGUGUACUUCUUACUCCCCGAGACGAAGGGCGUCCAUCUCGAGGAGAUGGUGUUUCUGUGGCAGAGGCAUUGGUUCUGGAAGAGGAUGACUCUGCCUGAAUUUCAAGAACCAGAUGCAGAAAAUGGAGCAAGGGAAAUCAUUUGAUUUUUUUUUUUUUUGUUUACUUACCAAAACUUCUGUUUUGUGUAGAUUUAGUUUAGUUUGUAGUAGAACUUUGAUGCAGAUUUGAAAUUAGCAGUUAUAGGAAAGGGCGGCAAAUUACGGCCGCCCAUGAUGUAAGGUCAAAUUACGAAAA